Messenger RNA from Megalobrama amblycephala (Wuchang bream), 1946 nucleotides. Its product is annotated as olfactomedin-4-like. Bases 462 to 1862 code for a protein of 466 amino acids. Gene Ontology annotation, biological process: signal transduction. NCBI's taxonomy places the organism in Eukaryota, Metazoa, Chordata, Actinopteri, Cypriniformes, Xenocyprididae. The transcript has 5 exons. The record is from RefSeq and is a predicted model, not a curated record.
AGCCCAAAGUUACUCAGUAGUGUCAUGCUUAUUUGGGACCAUGGUUCAUUUUGCUUAUAGAUUGUUGGUAAACAUAUUUUCCAUACAACAAGUUUUCUCUUCAUUUAAUCAUAUUUCUUUAGUUGGGUGACCUGAUGAUAACAAUGACAAAACAUACAUAAGUGUUUCUUUACAUCGUUCCUUUUUAUUGCUAGUUUAUCUAAAUUGCUAGAUUGCAAGUCUUGCCCUGGAUGACAUUUCAUGUGAAAACACACCUGUUAUUUCCUCUCUGUUUCAACCCGCUGCCUUAAAUCCAUAAAAAUGUAAUUGCUUUAGCAGUGUUGUGUAAAAGACAAAUUUGAACAUCGUCAUUUGUCAGAGAAUACUGCUGUGAAAAAUCCAGAUGCUGAUUGUCAUAUAAGAUAAGAUGGUCUUUAAAAUCUAGAGAGCUCUGUUCCUGCAACACAACUAACUGAUGCACGAUGAUCGUCACACUUCUUUAUUUCGUCCUCUUCAGGUCUGCUGUUGUCGAGGGGGCCCGGAGUCUCUGGGCUGAGGGCAGCGCCAGUGGAGAAUGCAUAUGUGAGGCUUUCCUGCCCAACAGCACAUUUCCAAUCGGAGAGCUCAUCUUGCUGGAGAGCACAGCAGUUGAGAUCAACUACAAACUGGAGAUAGAGAUUAGCAAGGUGGAGACUUACGAGGUUAAACUAAACAUCUAUAUAGCAAAGAUAACAAACCUGACAUUGCUGAUCAAGCUGAUGGAGGGUGACCCCGACUCCUACAGUGAGCUCCAAUUGGAGGAGGUGAAAAUCAAGAUCAAGCAAGUGGAGGCUCUAAUUGUGGAGCUGCAGGUGUCUAUGCAAACCACCUCUGCCGUGCUUAUAACCAUACGUGAACAGAUCAGUGUCAUUAUUUCUGUGUUGACUCAACUGGAGAUCACCUACGACAAGAACCUGGUUCUUGUGACACGUCGAGAAUAUAUCAUUCUUCAGCAGAAACUAGAGGCGUGUGAGAUACGGCAUAAUGAAAUCUUUAACCCCAACAUUGGAAUCUGCAAUCAUGGUGGAAUUAGAAAAAUCAGCAAACCCAUCAUCAGCCAGCUAAAUGCAGACCUGAAUGGAGGUUUCAAGUUUGGAGGAUGGGGUAAAGACUCCAAGCCCUUGCCUGGCUCUGAGAACAUGUACUGGUACUCCGGCUUUACCGACACUUUGGUCAGCAAGGUCACACAGUACACUGACUACUACAAACUGAUCAUGAGACAGGCCUUUAAGACACAUGAGCUUUACGACUAUUAUAAAUAUGAUUGGCGAGGCACUGGAAACAACUACGUUGUGCGGGAAAACACCCUGUACUAUCAGUACAGAAGCCCUUUUAGUAUGGCAAAGUUCAACAUGACCAGUGUGACAGUUCAGAACAAGGCCAUUCCCAAGGCCAGCAGCAGAUUCUCAUAUCAUUACUCGGCCAACCAGAACCUGGACUUCGCAGCCGAUGAGUCCGGCCUGUGGGUAGCUUACGCCACAGAGGAAUCAAAGGGUAAACUGGUUUUAGGAAAGAUCAAUGAGGAGUCAUUUGAGGUAGAGGAGGUUUGGCAGACCAGUAUUUUCAAACCAUCUGUAGGAAACACUUUUAUGGUGUGUGGGGUUCUGUAUGCCACAAGGUCUGUAGACUCUAAAACUGAGGAGAUCUUUUACACCUUUGACACUCGCACAGAACAGGAAAGCUAUGUUAGUGUUCCCUUUGAGAAGUUCCAAGACUCCUAUGUUUACCUGGACUACAACCCCACCGAUCAGAAACUUUACAUGUACAACAAUGGUUAUUAUGUCGCCUAUCAUGUUUGGUUCAACUAUGAGGGCUCUGGAGAUAAACUCUUGAUUGGCGAUUGACCUGAGAAUUAAGAAUAUUUUAUUCAGCUGUCAAACAGAACAGUAAUGAAUGUGUAUUUCACUUUGUGUAAUAAACUUUUAUGA